GUUUAGAUUAUCAUCUUUAAUCCAGUAUGUCAAGGCUUUUCAGUCCAUCAGGAAUAUGAAUUAUUGAAAAGUAUGUAGAAUUACAGAAUGCUUUAUAAUGAAUUGGACCUGAAAGAUUUAUGCAGUAGGCUGCAUAUUGUCCUCUUGGAUUCUGUUUUUCUAUUCUUUUUUGGGCAUUAUGCACACAUUUCUCUUCAUACUGAUGUUGGCUGUGGAGGAUCUGGUUCCUUUCUCAACACUUCCAGGAUUUUCAUAUGCAGAUUCUCACUCUCAUUGUCUGUGAGGAAGGAGCCUACAUUUUCUUCCUCAGACUUCUCAUCAAGCCAUUUCAAAAACAAUUUAUCACAUUUUAUGAUAGUACGUAUAUAUAGUAUCACUGCAAUUAGAAUCAUACCACUUGGUAAUGCGAAAAAAAAAAAACAGGAUUACUUGCAGGCUAACAUGUCCCAGACAAUUGAAACAAAGGCAGCACUGAAAGCAUUAGUGAUGACUGUUAUAUCCAAUUCUGAUAUCUUGUUGAAGAGAAUACUUUAUAAGGAACAUAACAAGAGUUUGAACACAAAACUUCCAAAAAGCCUGAAUUACAAGCAAUUUAAAAUGAAAGGGGAUUUGAUAGAGCAUUACUUCGGAAAAUUGAUGCCUGAUUUGAACAAUACAAAUUUGAAACCUAAUAUUCAAAUUCAGUGUAUUACUAAAUUUGUACAUAUAAACAACCCCUGGUGUGUUGUUACAAAUUUGUCUCAGUAAUUUCUACCUUUAAUGAUGGACUGAAAGGCCGAUAUCAAAAGUAAUUAUACUUGAUUUGAGGAAAAUAGUUGAAAUGUUUCAAAUAAAGCAGAAAAUAAUACUGAUUUGGAGUUUUUAAUCAAUUGUUAAUAAGGAAGAGUUGUUUGUAAAAUUAUGAUAAUUUUUAUUUAAAAAGGUAUUUGAAGUUAAAUAUGUUGCUCAUA
Centruroides sculpturatus (bark scorpion) is the source of this 950-nucleotide messenger RNA. RefSeq lists its product as uncharacterized. NCBI's taxonomy places the organism in Eukaryota, Metazoa, Arthropoda, Arachnida, Scorpiones, Buthidae. The coding region runs from base 88 to 747 and encodes 219 amino acids. The transcript is spliced from 3 exons. The record is from RefSeq and is a predicted model, not a curated record.